Closterium sp. Naga37s-1 is the source of this 4869-nucleotide messenger RNA. NCBI's taxonomy places the organism in Eukaryota, Viridiplantae, Streptophyta, Zygnematophyceae, Desmidiales, Closteriaceae. The record is from the annotation of a GenBank genome assembly.
AUGGCCUUCGCGCUGUGCUCUCGCCCCUUCGCCCCCUCCGUCGCCGCGACCGCCGUCUCCUCGCGCUCUGGCGGAUCGCACCCAGGUCGAGAAGGGCAGCGCGCCAUGCUCCCCGCGUGCGCCACCUCCGGCCUUCCGCGCGCGCGCGCCUUGCUUAGUCCACGCUCUGCGUCCGCCAGUCGGCGCGCUUCCCUGCUUACUCCGCGCUGUUCCGCGGGGGACGGAAUUGGGGCGGAAACAGAGGGGGGAGGGGCGAAGGCAGGAGCAGGUGUCGGGCACGCAGGGGGGGAAAUCAUUCUGCGCGUCGUGUAUCAUAGGUGCGAAGGGGGACAACGGUGGGAUGGGAUGGGGAGGGAGCGGGAAAGGGUAAAGAAAGUGCUCGCAGGAGGGGGGGAAAGGGGGGCGACGGUGACUACACGGGGUGGGGGCUGCACGUGUGUGGGGCGAUGUGGAGACCGAGACCCACUGCCUGCCAGCACCUCUUGCCCUCCUCGCUUGCCACUGCCACUCGUGGUGUUGCUGGUGCUCAUGCAUCUUCCCAUGCUGCCAUGCGCUGCUCCAUGUGCCGGCACUGGCAGGGGCGAUGGCGACUACAACGGAUGGGGGCUGCACGUGUGGGGCGACGUGGAGACAGAGACCGACUGGCAGCACCCUCUGCACUCCUCGCCUGCUGCUGCCACUGGCGGUGUUGUUGCUGCGGGUGGUGGCGGGAUGAAGUGGGUGGAGUGGCGCGUGCAGCUGCAGCCACAGGCGCGGACAGUGAACGUGCUGCCACACCGAGGGGACUGGAAGGACUGCACGUGGACCAUAGACAUGGCCGCGCUGCCCACCGCCAUAGACAUGGCCGCGCUGCCCACCGCCAUAGACAUGGCCGCGCUGCCCACCGCCAUAGACAUGGCCGCGCUGCCCACCGCCAUAGACAUGGCCGCGCUGCCCACCGCCAUAGACAUGGCCGCGCUGCCCACCGCCAUAGACAUGGCCGCGCUGCCCACCGCCAUAGACAUGGCCGCGCUGCCCACCGCCAUAGACAUGGCCGCGCUGCCCACCGCCAUAGACAUGGCCGCGCUGCCCACCGCCAUAGACAUGGCCGCGCUGCCCACCGCCAUAGACAUGGCCGCGCUGCCCACCGCCAUAGACAUGGCCGCGCUGCCCACCGCCAUAGACAUGGCCGCGCUGCCCACCGCCAUAGACAUGGCCGCGCUGCCCACCGCCAUAGACAUGGCCGCGCUGCCCACCGCCAUAGACAUGGCCGCGCUGCCCACCGCCAUAGACAUGGCCGCGCUGCCCACCGCCAUAGACAUGGCCGCGCUGCCCACCGCCAUAGACAUGGCCGCGCUGCCCACCGCCAUAGACAUGGCCGCGCUGCCCACCGCCAUAGACAUGGCCGCGCUGCCCACCGCCAUAGACAUGGCCGCGCUGCCCGCACCGCCAUCCUCCACCAGCACCCACCGCGGCCCCACAGUGUGGCUCAUCUCUGACUGCCAGCGCGCCUUCCUGCACGCCCCCAACCUCGACCGCCUCCCCAAGGUACCUCCACCCGCCUCUCUCCUGCCCCCACCGGCGUCUCUCCCACCCACCCCAACCUGUCCCUCGCCUCAGGGCAGUUUGGAUCUAUUCAAGGCGCACUGGGUGUCGGCAGACGAGAUUGCAGUGGACUGGGACUAUAACGAGAGUGACUAUGGCGAGCAGAUUCUCUUCGCCCUGCAUGCCAGCGAAUCCGCCUCACUCGCCCUCACAGAGGACGGCGUGCAAGGAGCGGACUCCGUCAUUCCCCUCACGCUGGACGCUGCCGGCCUCUCACCUGCUGUGCGCACCAAGUUCCCCCACCUAGCGUCCUUCACCUGCCUACGCCUCCCCACCCCCCCCCUCCCCCACCUGCACCGCCUGCUUGCCUCACAGACCGCCCUCGCCUGCUCCUCUGCAUCAGGCACGCCCCUGGACGCCACGUGUCUGCAGGUGGCAGGCGCCUUGGACGCGCUGUGUGGGUACGAGGGGCCGCUGGGAGCGCACGUGGAGAAGCAGGGGGGGGGCUGGUGGUCCAGUGGCAGUGGCACCGUGAGCAUUCACGUGUGGGCGCCCACGGCUCAGGAGGUGACGCUGCUGCUGUUCGACCAGCCACAUGCAUCGCCCCCCGUGUCUCGCCAGCCCAUGGAGCGGGGCAGCGAGGGGCAGUGGAGUUCACAGGGCCCCAUGGCAUGGCAGGGCAUGUACUAUCAGUAUGAGAUCCGGGUCUUCCAUCCCGCCACCAAUAGAAUCGAGACAUGUGUCACCACCGACCCUAACUCCCGCGGCCUCUCAGCCAAUGGAGAGCGCUCAUUGGUGGUUGACCUGAGUGAUGCCUCGUUGGCGCCGCCUGAUUGGUCCACGUUGCAUCAGAGGAAGCCGCCUCUGCAGUCGUUUUCAGACGUGUCCAUCUACGAGCUUCACAUCCGUGACUUCAGUGCAUUGGACUCCUCAGUGCCCGAGCCCCACCGAGGAACGUACCUCGCCUUCACCCACCCCCAGUCACAGGGAGCACAGCAUCUGACUCAACUAGCGGGCAGCGGGCUCACGCACCUGCACCUGCUGCCAGCCUACGACUUUGGCUCCGUCAAUGAGGACAAAACCGCCUGGCAGGCUGUCGAUGAGCCCUCCCUCAGGCAGUACCCGCCUGACUCGGACCGCCAGCAGGCGGCUGUAGCAGCCGUGAAGGAUGUGGACGCUUACAACUGGGGAUACGACCCGGUGCACUGGGGUGUGCCGGAUGGCAGCUAUGCCACUCACGCUGACGGCACUGCUCGCACCCUCGAAUUCCGUUCCAUGGUGCAGGCAGUGAACGGCAUGGGGCUGCGCGUGGUGCUGGAUGUGGUCUACAACCACCUCUACGCCAGCGGCCCUCACAGCCCCUUCUCCGUCCUCGAUAAGGUGGUACCCGGUUACUACGUGCGGAGGGACGUGGAGGGGCGCGUGGAGAGCAGUGCGUGCUGCAACAACACGGCGAGCGAGCAUGCCAUGGUGGAGCGCCUCAUAGUGGAUGAUGUGCUCACGUGGGCCACGCAGUACAAGGUGGAUGGGUUCCGGUUUGAUCUCAUGGGGCACCUCAUGAAGCACACCAUGCUGUGCAUCCGCUCGGCACUGGACGCACUCACAGUCGAGGAGCAUGGGGUGGACGGCAAGGCCAUCUACCUGUAUGGCGAGGGGUGGGAUUUCGGCGAGGUGGCGAAUAAUGGCCGCGGGGUGAACGGAGCGCAGGCCAACCUGCACGGCACGGGCAUUGGCAGUUUCAACGAUCGCUUCCGCGAUGCAGUGAUCGGGGGGUCGCCCUUCGGCAAUCCACAGCAGCAGGGCUUCGCCUCGGGCCUCCUGCUGCUCCCCAACGAGUACGAGGAGAGCGAGCGGCAACGGGAAUACAGCUCCAGCAGCAGUGGCAGCAGCAGCGGCAGCAGCAGUGGGGAGGAGAGCGGGGGCGAGGGGGGGUCAUCAGUAGCGUGGUGGCGGCGGCGACUGGCGGAGAGUGUGGAUGUGAUCCAGGCGGGCAUGGCGGGCAACCUCAGAGACUUUGCCUUCGCCUCUCAUGCCACCGGCCAGCAGGUGACGGGAGGGCAGCUGUACACGUUUGGAGGGUCGCCUGUGGCGUAUGCCGCCACCCCGCAUGAAUCGGUGACGUACAUAUCAGCACAUGACAACGAGACUCUCUUUGACAUCAUCACCAUCAAGGCAGCAGCAGCAGCAACCCCCCAGCAGCGCGUGGCAAUGAAUCGAGUGGGCAUGGCGGUGGUGGCAUGGGGGCAGGGCGUGCCAUUCAUCCAUGCGGGCGACGACCUGCUGCGCUCCAAGUCACUCGACCGUGACUCCUACCACUCAGGGGACUGGUUCAACCGGCUCGACUGGUCAGGCGGCAGCAGCAACUUUGGCGUGGGGCUGCCCCCGCAUGAGAAGAACGGCGACAAAUGGGACAUGAUGCGUCCGCUCCUGGCCAACCAAUCGCUGCGUCCCACAUCAGCAGACAUAGGUGCCACGUCACGCUACCUGCGCAUGCUGCUGGCUGUGCGCUACUCCUCGCCGCUCUUCCGCCUGCCCUCUCUGGAGCUCGUUCAGGAGCGAGUGCGAUUUCUCAACGUGGGCCCCACAGCGCUGCCAGGGGUGAUAGUAAUGAGUGUGACUGAUGGCGACGAUGGCUCGGGCAUGGCCCAGCUGGACUCCAGGUUCCGUAUGCUGCUGCUGGUGGUGAGCAUGCAGCCCCAGCCUGCCCACCUGCACCUGCCGUCCCUGCUCUCACGCAAUCUCGUUCCACACCCACUGCAGGAGCAGCAUGGCAUGGUCCCAUCAGUGCAAGGAGCAGGCCCCUGGUUCCAAGCAGACACGGCCAUGCUGACUCAUCGUCUCCCUUUCGAACCGCUGCUCUCCAAUCGUCAACUUACACUUCCUCUCGCUCUCGUGACUCUGACAGACACCUUCACGGCGAAGCUGAUUGGCGCCAACGAGGUUCCCAAGGGUAACUCCGCGGCUGCCAGGAACGCCGUCAAUGACAAAAGCGGCACGGGGCAGAUGAAGCUGGGAUUCUACAAGAAGAACGACAAGCUGGUGUGGGUGAAGUUUUCAGUGAAGGCGUCAAAGCUGGAGGGCGAGAUGCCGCCCACCAAGACGCACAUCCACGUGGGCGUCAAGGGGCAGAACCAUCACGUGCUGCUCGACCUGCCGUGCAAGUACGAAAAGAAGAGCAACAAUGACUGGCGCUGCGAGGGCGUGAUUGGGCAGGAGCAGAAACUCUCGGAUUCGCAGGUGUCGGAUUUCAUGAAGAUCGCUCAUCAGCCGAGUGGGUUCUACGGGAACAUCCACACCAAGAAGUACCCUGACGGUGCCGUGCGCGGCCAGUUUUCCAUGAAAUAA